Messenger RNA from Mercurialis annua (annual mercury), 1343 nucleotides. RefSeq names its product polyadenylate-binding protein 1. The record is from RefSeq and is a predicted model, not a curated record. Gene Ontology annotation, molecular function: RNA binding. The transcript has 6 exons. Bases 154 to 843 code for a protein of 229 amino acids. NCBI's taxonomy places the organism in Eukaryota, Viridiplantae, Streptophyta, Magnoliopsida, Malpighiales, Euphorbiaceae.
AAAAAUAACCUUUCUCUUCUCCCCCAAUCGAUUCACGCACACACACAGAAAUUCACAAUUCAUAAAAUUCACACCAUAAUCCUGACCUAAGCUCCAUAAAUACUCAAAACCCAAAGAAAAACACAGCAUAAUUUCACACGUAGCAGAAACAAAAUGGAUCACCAAGAGCAAGAGCAAGAGCAUGAAGUGUACGGAAGUGAAAUCCCAGACGACGGAGAGAUGGACGCCGAUUUUGAUAUGUCUUCUAGACCUGACGACGAAGUAGACGCUGAAGAAGAAUAUGACCAGCAAAAUCCUAAUUCUAAGGAUUUGGAGGACAUGAAGAAGAGACUUAAAGAGAUCGAAGAAGAAGCUGGCGCUCUUCGUGAAAUGCAGGCUAAGGUUGAGAAAGAGAUGGGAGCUGUUCCUGAUUCGUCAAGUGGUUCUGCAACUCAGGCCGAGAAGGAGGAGGUGGAUGCGCGAUCUAUAUAUGUUGGUAAUGUAGACUACGCCUGCACUCCUGAAGAAGUUCAACAGCAUUUUCAAUCUUGUGGAACCGUAAACAGAGUAACAAUUUUGACUGACAAGUUUGGACAGCCAAAGGGUUUUGCGUAUGUUGAAUUUGUUGAGGCUGAUGCCAUUCCAAAUGCUGUUUUGUUGAACGAAUCAGAAUUGCACGGCCGUCAAUUAAAGGUGUCUGCUAAGCGAACCAAUGUUCCCGGAAUGAAACAGUAUCGAGGAAGGCGCUCCGGUCCUUCCGGAUUCAGAUCUCGAAGGCCAUUUAUGGCUGCUCCUUUCUAUCCCUCAUAUGGUUAUGGGAGGGUUCCAAGGUUCAGGAGACCCAUGCGUUAUAGGCCAUACUAAGAAGACCUAUAUGGAUUUGUAACGGUUAUCAGUAUUCUGUAUGUACGAAGAGAUGAGAUGACUUUUACCGUCAUUUGGAUGGAAAAGGCCAGUCUGAUUUUUCUCAAAUUGAUAGCUUGCAGGAGUGCUAGAUUCCUGCUCACCAAACAAAUUUGCAUUUGCUUGCUUUAUACGAGAUAAGACUUAAGGGGGCGCCAGAUGUGCAAAUGCUGUGAGAUUAUUUGUUUCCGUUUCCAGUGUAGUUGUUAAUUCAUGUUUUAAGAUUUUAAAGUUUCUCAGUGAGGUUUAGAAAGCCUUUUAAUAUAGAAAUCACCGGAUACUGUUAUUUUAACAGUUUAGCUGUGGGCUUGUAGUAAUUUGUCAUUCAUGUUAAUUGAUGGUUACUUAACAUUUAAAUAUCCCUUGUAAACAGCAGAGUGAUGAUAAACAAAGCAUAAGGUACCUUGUAUGGAAUGAUGGCUUCAAGUCAACAAUGCAUUAUCAGUUACCAUUUUGUGCAA